GCUUGCCUUCUAAAGAGGUGAGAGUGAGGAGUGACAGCUGGUUUCUUUUGCUCCACCCCUUCUCUUUUCCCCCAAACACAGAGCAGAAAUUCACCUCUGACAGCACUGCUUUCAAGCUCCCGCAAGACACGGCACACACAGGACACAUGGCACGCAGCCCUCGGCACACCUCUGCAGGGAUGGUGCGGACAGAUGCCUCCCUCUCCAGCAUGAAGCGCCUCACCUCUGCGCUCCGGGCCGCCCUGGCCCUCGUCCUGCUCUUUGCCUCCUUCCACUUGGCUUGCUUGGCAGAAGCGAGGAACAGUGACAACUCAACCCUGACCACCCAUCACCCAGACCCUGGAACCCUGGAGCAGUGCCCCAACGUGGACUUCUGUCCCCAAGCGGCUCGCUGCUGCCACCCCGGCGUGGAUGAGUAUGGCUGGAUCGCCGCGGCAGUUGGAUGGAGCCUGUGGUUCCUCACCCUCAUCUUGCUCUGUGUGGACAAGCUGCUGAAGCUCAGCCCGGAGGAGCCCAAGGAUCUGCAAGCCUGAGGCCCCAGGGCGGCGGCCCCAGGGUGUCAGUGGCCACCCAACCGCACGGAAUCAUUUCACCUUUGGGGGAGGUGUCAGAUUUCUAAGUAGGGAAUGUCAGAAUUGGACACAUCAGUGGUUAUAAACUCCACUACAAAAGCCUAGAAGGCUAGCUGGGGUGCUGCAGGGAAGGGGUGGGCAUGAGGCCCAUCCUUGUGACCACAGCAGCAUGGCUCUUACCACUUCUAUAUACCAGACCUCUGCAGUAAGAUUC
Messenger RNA from Canis lupus familiaris (dog), 786 nucleotides. RefSeq names its product transmembrane protein 213 (gene TMEM213). NCBI's taxonomy places the organism in Eukaryota, Metazoa, Chordata, Mammalia, Carnivora, Canidae. The record is from RefSeq and is a predicted model, not a curated record. The transcript is spliced from 3 exons. The coding region runs from base 147 to 533 and encodes 128 amino acids.